ACAGGAGAAAAGCCUUUCACAUGUACAGAGUGUGGAAAAUGUUUUACACUAAAGACUUAUCUUAAAACUCAUGAAAGGAGUCACACAGGAGAAAAGCCUUUCACAUGUACAGUGUGUGGAAAAAGUUUUACAGAAAUGAGUAGUCUGAAAUAUCAUGAAAUGAUUUACACAGGGGAAAAGCCUUUCACAUGUACAGAAUGUGGAAAAAGUUUUACACAAAAGAGUGUUCUGAAAACUCAUGAAAGGAUUCACACAGGAGAAAAGCCUUACACAUGUACAGAGUGUGGAAAAGGUUUUACACUAAAGACUAAUCUGAAAAAGCAUGAAAGGAUUCACACAGGGGAAAAGCCUUUCAAAUGUACAGAGUGUGGAAAAAGUUUUACACAGAAAGGUCAUCUGAAAAUUCAUGAAAGGAGUCACACAGGAGAAAAGCCUUUCACAUGUACAGAGUGUGGAAAAUGUUUUACACUAAAGACUAAUCUUAAAACUCAUGAAAGGAGUCACACAGGAGAAAAGCCUUUCACAUGUACAGAGUGUGGAAAAAGUUUUACAGAAAUUAGUAGUCUGAAAUAUCAUGAAAGGAGUCACACAGGAGAAAAGCCUUUCACAUGUACAGAGUGUGGAAAAAGUUUUACACAUAAGAGUAGUCUGAAAACUCAUGAAAGG
Molecule: messenger RNA, 666 nt
Organism: Bombina bombina (fire-bellied toad)
Lineage: Eukaryota; Metazoa; Chordata; Amphibia; Anura; Bombinatoridae
Product: oocyte zinc finger protein XlCOF6-like
Biological process (GO): regulation of transcription by RNA polymerase II
Molecular function (GO): DNA-binding transcription factor activity, RNA polymerase II-specific; RNA polymerase II cis-regulatory region sequence-specific DNA binding
Source: RefSeq, a predicted model, not a curated record